UGACGACUGCAUCCCGGCAAGUUUGUAAACAAAAGUUACAGACUAAAAAUAUUUACCCAAACAUCAAAGAAGUUUAUAAUGCUGAUGUGAAAGCAAACACUGAAAAUGCCUGAAAUAAAGCUCCAACAUAUUGUUUCAUUUAGUAGUGAGGAAAAGAACCAUCCAGCAGACAAUCUACUGAAGCCUGAAGGGACAUAUAAAUGGAAAUGUGCAGCACCGGGUGAAAAGAGUGUAUCUGUAGUUAUUCAGUUUGAGAAAGCGUCACAAAUACAGAGUAUAGAUAUAGGAAAUGAAGGGUCAGCAUUUGUAGAGAUUCUGGUUGGCAGGUCGUCUGCUGCCAAUGAUCAUGACUAUCAGGUAUUGUUGGUUGCAUCAUCAUUUAUGACGCCUCUAGAAGCAAGGAAUGGUACAAAUAGAAACAGUGUACGCAUGUUUGAUGCACGUAAAUUAUCAGCUGCUGUCUCCAGCCAAAAAUGGGACAGGGUGAAAAUUGUUUGUACACAACCAUUUAACAAGACAAGUACAUUUGGUUUAUCAUUCAUCAAGUUUCACAGUCCAUCACUACCUGGAGAUAAAGGUUCAGGGGAAGGUGAAAAGAAGGUUGGAUUUUUCAAGCUGAAGACAGAUGAUAAGGAUGAUGUUAAAACAGGAAGUCUGUUUUCACACCGGAAGCCAGAAACCAGUACCCCUUCUACUCCAUUGUCAGGUGCUGCAGCUGUGAGGGCAGCAUCAAGGUUAGCGGAACAGUCUAAACCAUCAACCUCUCCAUCGUCAUCAUCUACACCUGCCAAACUAGCAACUAAAGCUACUUUUGAAUCCCCGAAAGAAGAGCCCAAAAAUCAGGGAAAGAAAGUUCCCACCCCUUCACAGAACAGAGAGAAGAGAAAGCACAAUGUUAGUGAUAAUGAUGACACGGAUGAGGAGACUGAUGACAUACCUGCUCUACGUAAACAAUCUACCAGUCUUAGUUCUGUCGCAUCUAAAGACUCUGGAAAGUCCCACAAACAGCCACCUUUGAAGAAAACCAAAUCUGAGCCACCAAAAGAGUCCCCAGUGAAAGAGUUCAGCAAGUUAAUGGAUAGAGUGACAUUUGUAAUGAGCGGGUACCAGAACCCAUACAGAGCAGAGUUGAGGGAUCGAGCCUUGUCCAUGGGUGCCACUUAUAGACCAGACUGGGGGAAGGGAUGUACACAUCUUAUAUGUGCAUUUGGAAAUACUCCAAAGUAUAAUCAGGUUAAAGGUCGUGGGAAAAUUGUGGAUAAAAAAUGGAUAAAUGACUGCUAUAAACAGAAGAAAUUGUUGCCAUGGAGAAAUUAUAGAGUAGGUGAUGCAGAGUCACCAGAUGAAGAUUCUGAUGAGGAGGUUUUACCUGUUAAAUCUAAAACAGAAACACCGAAGCAGAAAACACCUAAGAAAGAAGAAAAGACACCAGUUGUGGAUGUUGCCGAUAGUGAUGAUGAUAUGUAUGGGGGAAAUACUGACUCAGGGGGAGACACUGAAGAUGAAAUAAGAAGGAUAAAAGAGGGAAAAGGUAAGAAAAAGAAGGCAAGUCCAGGGAAGAGUCCAAAGAAAGAAAGUCCGAAGAAGGCAUUACCAGCAGAUCCAUAUGAUGUAGAUACAGAUGAAGAUGAUAAACCAGGACCGAGUGAAAACAAUGAUGCAGAUUCCGAUGGUGAUUCUGGUUUGCCGGAACUUCCUGACUUUUUUGCAGACAAACAUUUCUUUUUAUAUGGUGAGAUGGAAGCUUCAACGAGACGUCUGAUGACCAGGUUUAUCACAGCUUACGCUGGUGAGUUGGAGGAAUAUAUGAAUGACAAGGUGAAGUAUGUUGUCACCUCCGCUAAAUGGGAUAAAAAUUUUGAUGAUGCAUUAUCAGAGAACCCAAACCUUGUGUUUGUGAAACCUAAAUGGGUGCAAAUGUGCCAUGAGAAAUUGAAAUGUGUACCACAUCAGCCAUACAUAGUUGUCCCCCCUGAAGACUGAAACAAAAUUGUACAGAUAAUUGUCACACAUAGAAAUAGAGAUUAGAAAAUUUAGAACCUCCCUGUGGUGAUGAUUAAAAGCUUGCUUUUACCAAUGAAUUUUGAAAACUAAAUUGUAUUAAUGUGACAUAUGAAAUGAAAGUUAACCAUGUGUUUUACAGCUAUGCUGGAUAGGGUGGGGAGUUAGUAUAAAUUUGCAAUAAAACAUUUUAGUAAUACUAGUAUUAUGUAAUAGAAAGGAACACAUCUUGUUGCAUAAAAAAUUUAAAUUAUAACUGUUGUAGGUUAGAAUUUUGGACAUGAAGUUUACAAAAGUCCUGUUGUUUUUUUAAUGAUAUAUGUGAGAUAUUAUUGUAUAGAAAAUUUUUUAGUGUGUUAUAUAAUACUUAAUGAAUUUUGAUGGCAGCUUAAUGUGAAAUGUUAUUUAACCAUUGGACUUCGACAUCACAUUUAUCCAAAUACAUAACUCUAGAAAAGCUUAGAAAACCUGGCAGCUUUUCACCUUUAUUAUCUUUUUGAUUUUCUCUCAUAAAUUUUACUGCAAAUUUUCAGUGAAGCAUCUUUAAGUGUUCCUUACCCUCUGUUAUACUAUUUGGUCCCUUUUAUUGAAAUAUUUUGCUCUAAUAAAAAAAAACUGUUUAGUUAAAGCAUACAGUAGGUAAGUUACUAACUUGUAUGUGAACAUUGUAGUGUCAUCAAGGGCUCACCCUCUUUAAAAAAACUCGUUCUAAUUGCAGUUUUAAUGAUACAAAAUUUUACCUUUUUCUUGAAUUUUAAUGAAGAGUUUUAAAUAAAAAGGAACAACAAGCAAUAUAAGUUCCGUCAAUUUUAUUGAACAUUUGUCUUCAAGACUAUAUUAACAUAUUACAGACAACAAAAGCAGUUAAAUUCUGACAAAUAUCUUAUAUUCUCUUUGGUUAACUACCACACUAAUCUCAUUUAUUAAAUAAGUAUACAUGUACAAACUUAAGCUGAGGUAGAAAGUAAAGCCAUUAAGAUAACAAUAAAAAAAAUAACACUUUAAUAACAUGUUAGCAGCUUUACCCUUAAUCUGCAGAAUUUCAUAAUGGAUUUGCCCUAAUUAGAAAUUGGAAUAGUCCAUCUAGCUGCUAACAGUAUAGGACCUGGCAAGGUUGCACAGAUGUGCAGGCUGCCCUGGCUCUAGACUGGUGGCAAAGGGCAAUCACUUUCUGUUUCAGCCGGUUAAGGGUUUGAAUAUCUAUUUCAUAUAAGAAUUAAGACUU
Molecule: messenger RNA, 3226 nt
Organism: Ruditapes philippinarum (Manila clam)
Lineage: Eukaryota; Metazoa; Mollusca; Bivalvia; Venerida; Veneridae
Product: DNA repair protein XRCC1-like
Exons: 17
Coding region: 106-1983 (625 amino acids)
Biological process (GO): base-excision repair; double-strand break repair via nonhomologous end joining; single strand break repair
Cellular component (GO): nucleus
Molecular function (GO): damaged DNA binding
Source: RefSeq, a predicted model, not a curated record